Trichomonas vaginalis G3 is the source of this 825-nucleotide messenger RNA. Its product is annotated as phage tail repeat-like family. The record is from RefSeq and is a predicted model, not a curated record. The coding region runs from base 1 to 825 and encodes 274 amino acids. Lineage: Eukaryota; Parabasalia; Trichomonadida; Trichomonadidae. The transcript has a single exon.
AUGUCAAAUGAAACAGCGUCUAUGAGAGAAAUACAACACAACCGACAACUCAUUAUGCAAGCUCUAAAUAAGAACACAACAAACUUUUCAAACUAUGCUAAAAUAUCUGAGUCAUUGAAAGAAGGAAACCUAAAACUGACAAUAAACCCUAUGACAGAUGAGUUUCUAUUUCAAGACAAUAAGAACCAUACUGUCUGUAUAAAUCCAACAAAAGGAACUUUAAACGAGAAACCUAUAAAUGAACUUCUUUUGAAAGCAGAUGUUGACAACAAAGCUGACAAAGAAUAUGUCAUUGAAAAAGUUCAAGAAGAACAUGACAGAGCAGAUGCAACAUAUGCAACAAAAGAGGAUGUUGAAAAUAAAGCUGACAAAGAAACUGUAGAUAUGUUGGCACAAACGGUUUCAAGUCAUACCAGAGGUUUAAUGGAAGAUGGACAACAGUUGAAAGAGCUUGAGAAAGGUGUUACAGAGUUAAGGAAUACAAAAGCAGACUCGAAAUGGAUAGCUGGAUAUGUAGAUGCAACAAAAGAAUAUAUUUUCGCAUGGACAGAAGGAACAUAUCCACAAAAACAUCAUACACAUUCUAUAUCUGAUAUUACAAACUUACAAGAAACCUUAAACAGGAAAAGUGACGUUGGACAUACACAUACCAUUGCAAAUAUUACAAACUUACAAGAAACCUUAAACACUAAAGCAGAUAAAACAUAUGUCAAUGAAAUAUACCAAAGUUUAGUUGGAACAAAAAAAAUAUUGAAACUAUUGUUGGUGACUUUUCUGUCAAUGAAGAAAAUAAAUAUUUUAGAUGGCAGUUUGUACAUUCCUUAA